Molecule: messenger RNA, 433 nt
Organism: Funneliformis geosporum
Lineage: Eukaryota; Fungi; Glomeromycota; Glomeromycetes; Glomerales; Glomeraceae
Source: the annotation of a GenBank genome assembly
AUUUUGAAGAAAGUAUGAAACCUAAGUCUAUUGGAAAAGUUUUAAAACUAAUAGCAGAAUCAUACUCAAAUUUGAAGUAUGUUAAUAUAUCUGCUUUAGAGUUUUCUGAAAUAUUAAUUUGCAAUAAUAUUCGUUUUAGUCCAAGACUCCAACAUCUUGAUAUUAGUUUUUGUAAAAUUACUGAUAUAACUAUUGGAGAAAUUGUUAGAUUUUGUUCCAAUUUAAAAUAUCUUAAUCUAAGAGGGUAUUAUAAAAUUAGCAAAAAGACUAUAGAUCAGCUCAUUUUACUUAAUCUGAAUAUCUAUAUUGAUAAUUUUGUGAAAACUCUAACACCUUCUAGUCUCAUUAGAGUGGUUAGAAAACAUCUUACACAAAACAACUUUGCUAGUAAACAUGAUUUUUUCUUAAAGCCUUCAGAAUCUUUUAGAUUUAA